AUGAAACUCAUCGCUAAUUUGCAAGACGAGAAAACCCCCUACGGAACUAAAGGAUUUUUAUUUUAUUUUACUGGGGCUCAUAAAUUGCAAUCCUUCGGGUUGGCUGGGACCGCUAGAAAAAGAGCUAAAAGAGGUUAUAAAGCAACGACGGCAAGCAAUUGGGUGAAAGUCAAACCCCUGCGCGCAAAGAGCGCUGCGCAGAUCAAAACUCGCCGAGCACCUAACGCGGACUCCAACGGGCGGUGA
Molecule: messenger RNA, 246 nt
Organism: Microbotryum saponariae
Lineage: Eukaryota; Fungi; Basidiomycota; Microbotryomycetes; Microbotryales; Microbotryaceae
Source: the annotation of a GenBank genome assembly